AUGCCCAGGAAGCCUGGCUGGAAGCGCUCCGAGGCCACGGCCCGGCGCUGGGAGCACAAGCUAGACUUGUCCCGGCGGGGAGUGGAUCAGCUGGCCUCUUCUGGGCUAGCUGUUCAGGUUCCUCGUCAUGAGCAAUGCCCUGAGCCGACCACUCGCCUUGGUCUUGGUUCUCGGCAUUCUGUGAAGAAGCAGAACUGGCCCACUUCGUCGUACGUCGACAAGCCUUGUAAGUGGGUCGUUCCGCCAGUGUUUCCGGACAAAAAGAGGGAGCCAGACGUCGUGUGUCUCCUCGCUCCUUGCAACAACAUAACAGCCAGCAAGACGGUUACAGAGGCUGCAUCAGAGUUCGCCCGACUCCUCGACGUAGUGUGCAGCCGCUGGCAAGAGGUCUGUGUUCUGGAUUUUCCACCUCGUCUGACAGUAGAGGUGGAGCUCCAACAGGCCCUUAGGGAGGAGUACCGCCGUGUGGCAGCUCGCAGGGAAAUCCGCUACUUUCCUGUGGCUGAGCACUUCCGGAUGGACAAACUCCGGUUGUGGUGCUGGGAUGGUGUCCAUCUGAGUGACAAUCAUGGGAUGGGGGUCUACGCUAAACUGCUGCAGCAGGCGUGCUACCAGCAGCUUGAAGGGAAGGUUCCUACCGUUGUGGUUCCUCCCUCCCCAUCCAAACCGUACACCUGGAGGUAUAAGCCAAGAGUGGUUGUGGCUGGCCCUGAGCCUUCGCCACGCCCACCCCCUCCUGAGUGGACAGUUAUUGGACAAGGCCGAGAGAGGAAUCAGCCAAGGGCCUCUACGCACACCCAGAGAUUUCCCAGAGGUCCACGGCUGGUUCAACCGGUGAGGAACGCGCCAAUCCUACCGCUUUCGCCUACAAUGUUCAGCGAGGCCAAUAUGCUCAAGGUGGAAAAGGUCUAUCCAUCUUGUCUGGACUCUACUUCGUCAACAGAAGAGACUCCUCCCCCGAGGAGUCGCAAACCUGCUGCCCGACAGAGAAGGCACAGACGCCCGAGGGUGGCCAGGGCAGCAGCUGGAGAAGUGACCCACUCAUCACUUCUCACUGAACAGCCCGGGAUAGAGAAGCAGACGGUGAGACAUCGAAAUAACAAUUCUGGUCUUUUAGGUGUUAGCCCUGAUUAG
Messenger RNA from Knipowitschia caucasica, 1134 nucleotides. NCBI's taxonomy places the organism in Eukaryota, Metazoa, Chordata, Actinopteri, Gobiiformes, Gobiidae. The record is from the annotation of a GenBank genome assembly.